AUGGCCGCCGCCUCAAACAACAACAACAUCGACCUCUCCUCCCUCGCCCCGGCCGCCCCCACCGACGGCACCGACGCCGCGGCCGCCGCCGCCCCCUCCCACGAGUCCAAGAUCCUCGAGGUCCUCGGCGCGGCCGUCAACGGCGCCGCGCCCACUGAGCUCUCCGCCGAGGCCACGGCCGGCGAGGUCGACAAGCUGUACGCGGCCGCCGCGGCGGGCAGCGACGCCGAGGAGUUCCUCUGGGCGUGGUGGUCGCUGCUCGUCGGCGUCGUCAAGCUGAUCCCCGCCGACGACGCCCGCAUGCAGCUCCUCGUCUCCGUCAUCGCCAAGCUCAAGGCCCGGCGCGACGACGAGGUCGAGAUGUGGGGGCAGAAGACGCGCGUCUGGUCGGAGCUGCCCAUGCUGGGGCCCAACAUGAGAGACGCCUGGAACAUGCGUCCCAUGUUUGACGGCUCCGACCGCGACAACGAGGCCAUCCGGGAGUGGAUCUCGCUCAACUCGUUCGCCGCGCGCAUGUUCGGCACCAAGCUGCAGAGCUGGGACAACUUUGCCAUCUGGGAGCUGCGGUCGGGGCUGGAGGAGCCGCCGCUGAGCACGCCGAGCGCCAAGGAGACGAGCCUGGCGACAGCGUGCGAGUGGAUCACGCACGCGGGCGACGAGCUGCACAGGCAGGGCCACGCCGGCCGCCAGCUCGAGGCCAUGGAGGAGCGCGCCCUGAAGCCGGGCCAGCUGUUCGCGACUGGCAAGCCCGGGCUGAGCGACGAGCGCUGGCGCUUCUGGAGGGAGAGGAUCGGUGCGCUCGCGGGCAGCGCGGGCAGCGGACAGCUCAAGGAGAGGGCGCAGAAGGUGGUGGACAAGAUGAAGGACCUCGACGAGGGGUCUGCGUGA
Messenger RNA from Purpureocillium lilacinum, 888 nucleotides. RefSeq lists its product as uncharacterized. NCBI's taxonomy places the organism in Eukaryota, Fungi, Ascomycota, Sordariomycetes, Hypocreales, Ophiocordycipitaceae. The record is from RefSeq and is a predicted model, not a curated record.